AUGCGGGAGGCGGCGGCGGCGGCGGCGCGGCUGCAGGCUGUUGCCAGGGGCUAUUUGACCAGGAAAAGGCUUCAAAGCCUAAGGAGUAAGUAUGAGAGCAUCGUCAAGGAAAUUGAAGGGGACUUGGAUUGGGUCCAGUGGACUGGCCAUCUCUUCCCAAGACCGGAGUUUCUCUCAAAGUCUGCCCAGAAAUCAAUAAAGGAAUUCAACAGAGAAGAAGUUAAAGUUGACAAGCCACAAAAACAGGACGCACAAUAUCAUCAAGAGAUGUUACAGUCUAAACAAACGUGUGAUUUUGAGAUGCAGUUUCCAAACCGACUUCUGGCUGAGGUGGCAGCUGAACCCAAGAUCGAGAAGGUAGGACAGAGUCUGGAGCAAGCUGUGGAUGCUCGCCCUGGGAACGUCUGCAGCCUGCCAGGAGAGAACGAGGAAGGGGAGCCCAGCAGUGCCUCAUCUGACUGGAGCAGCACAAUUCUGGGGACGGAGUCUCCCCGGAUGAGCCAAGAGUCUCAUUUCCCCAAAGCACCAGAAAUGCCCAGAGGGAUGCCUGGUCUGCAGAACUACCGCAAGCACCUGGCCAUGGAACUGCUCUGGCUGCAGCAGGCAAUUGCCAGCCGUAAGAACUAUUUGAUCCUGAAACAGAGAUUGGGGAACCCAGCUUGAGAGCUCAGCGGGAGGGCACCUGUGAUCUCUUCUCCCUGAACUGGAAGCUCACACCUUCUCCUGCUGCCUCCGGAAAGGAAGCACGUGGCUGCAGGCAAGGCGUCCGCCGUGUUUCCUUGGAGAGGCCGCAUCCUGAAGUCACCGUUGAGACUUACGAAAGUAGCUGUGAAAAGUGGAGACUGCAAAAGCUUUCCAAGGUCGGCAGACUUUGGAAUUGCACUUGCAGAAGUUCCUGUGGGGCACUUUUGGUGGAGCAGUGACAGAAUGUCAGUUUUCACAGUAUUUGCAAAGCUAUCAAGUGAAAGCCGUGGCCUGCGUGGCGCCUUGUUCCCCUGUCAGGUGCGUUAGAGCAGCUUUGACCCGAAAGCUUUCAGUUCCUGGAAUAUUAUUCCCGGGUGUUGUAUUGUAGGUGGAACCUUUUUUUUUCUUUGCAUCUGCUUUUUGUGGCUACUGACUGUUGGAUUAUUCUUAAAGUCUUCACUGUGCGGUUGUUUUUUGCUGCUUUGUUGGCUUGUUUUUUGAAAUUUGGAUGCUGUUAUU
Protobothrops mucrosquamatus (brown spotted pit viper) is the source of this 1203-nucleotide messenger RNA. It is a transcript of the gene IQCC, whose product is annotated as IQ motif containing C. The record is from RefSeq and is a predicted model, not a curated record. The transcript has 5 exons. Lineage: Eukaryota; Metazoa; Chordata; Lepidosauria; Squamata; Viperidae. The coding region runs from base 1 to 663 and encodes 220 amino acids. Gene Ontology annotation, molecular function: protein binding.